GGAAUACGCUCCGCGCAGCGCAGAUCUGACAACCUGCCGAUGGGCUAAUCGCCGCUCCGUGAGCCCGGCAGAUGAUUUAACACGCAGCCGUGAGCGUGUUUGACUGUUGCGAAACAACCUUCCUGCCCCACUGACAGCAGACAUGGCCGACAAGACACCGACGGAGUCCAAGGCUCCCUUUGCGACCAGGAUAGACCCGACUAAAGAGGGUCUUUCCCAGGAACAGAUCAACUUCAUCCGGCAGGUCGAGCUCCAGCAGUGGCAGAAGAAAACACAGAAGCUGCGGACACGAAACGUGGUGACGGGACUCGCCAUCGGAGCUCUCGUUAUGGGAAUCUACGGCUACACGUUUUUCUCAGUCUCCCAGGAGCGGAUAAUGGAUGAAAUCGAUGAGGAGGCCAAGCGUGCGAGAUUGCAGGGGCCGAAGACGGGUGCCAACUGAGACGCCUGUUGUUGGACUGUGUGUCUGUCCUGCACUUCACUGAGGAGGGACUUCUGUGGACACUGGUGCCACUGAUGUAUAUUCCACGGCUGGUUGCUGUUCGCAUGUCGGAACAGCGCUGGACUUUUUUUCUUGAUUGUGAAGGUUAAAUUGUGUGGUUCCACUGGUGACUCAUAACUAUAUGUGUCUUGAUUUUGAUUAAGUUCGCCUGUCAGCGAAAAAAAGAGUAAUCCGCUGACCUUAAACACUACGCAGAAGGUCCCGACUGUAGAAUGAUUACAACCCUUACCUGACAAGUUUGUAGCUCUGAUGAUGUGAUGGAGAAUAUCUCACAUUUCACUUCUCUAAUGAUGUUAAGUCUACAGUGGCCUUUUAACAGCAGAGUGCUGAAAUGACACAUGGAUCAACCUGUUGAAGCAUAUUUAUGUGGAUAAAGUAAUAACUUGUAAAAUAAAGAUCUAAUGUAUUUGCUUUUUUAACA
Acanthopagrus latus (yellowfin seabream) is the source of this 923-nucleotide messenger RNA. Its product is annotated as cytochrome c oxidase assembly factor 3 homolog, mitochondrial. The record is from RefSeq and is a predicted model, not a curated record. Gene Ontology annotation, cellular component: mitochondrial inner membrane. The coding region runs from base 143 to 442 and encodes 99 amino acids. The transcript is spliced from 2 exons. Gene Ontology annotation, biological process: mitochondrial respiratory chain complex IV assembly. Lineage: Eukaryota; Metazoa; Chordata; Actinopteri; Spariformes; Sparidae.